This is a messenger RNA of Ipomoea nil (Japanese morning glory), 1390 nucleotides long. Its product is annotated as chaperone protein dnaJ 10-like. The record is from RefSeq and is a predicted model, not a curated record. The transcript is spliced from 10 exons. NCBI's taxonomy places the organism in Eukaryota, Viridiplantae, Streptophyta, Magnoliopsida, Solanales, Convolvulaceae. Bases 151 to 1176 code for a protein of 341 amino acids.
GUGGCAACAUCAACGUUAGAAACGCUCAAAAAGAGUCAGCAGCUGAAGAAUCUGAGUGGACAGGCGUCAUCGAGAUCCGGCCCAUAUUCAAUCGCAAAUUGAGUGAUACAGAGUGCACUGAUAGUUUGUAGAACUGCUAGCACUUAAGCCAUGGUAAAGGACACAGAAUACUAUGAAAUCUUGGGGGUCGGGGUGGAUGCCACGCCCGCAGAAAUUAAGAAAGCAUACUAUGUCAAGGCAAGGGUAGUACAUCCAGAUAAAAAUCCCGGGGAUCCACAAGCUGCUCAUAAAUUCCAGGUGCUUGGAGAGGCUUAUCAGGUCCUGAGUGAUCCACAGAAACGAGAAACUUAUGACAAACAUGGGAAAGAUGGAGUGCAACAGGACACAAUGGUGGACCCUGCUGCUGUUUUUGGAAUGCUAUUUGGGAGUGAUUACUUUGAAGACUAUGUGGGGCAACUUUUACUGGCUUCUUUGUCAGCUGUUGAAGUAGAUGAAGAGGAAUCUACUCCUCCUGAAGUCCGGAAAAAGAAUAUUCAGGAUAAAUUGAAGGCAUUGCAGAAGGAAAGGGAGGAGAAGCUUGUAACAAUUUUAAAAGAUCGUCUUCAACCAUAUGUUGAAGGCCGUACUGAGGAGUUUGUAAGUUGGUCAACAUCAGAAGCACGCCGCCUUUCUCAAGCUGCUUUUGGCGAGGCUAUGCUACAUACUAUUGGUUAUAUUUACAGAAGGCAAGCAGCAAAAGAAAUUGGGAAGGAUAUACGCUUCAUGAAGGUGCCAUUUUUAGCAGAAUGGGUACGAGAUAAAGGACACCGCAUAAAGUCCCAAGUUUCAGCUGCUUCAGGUGCCAUCUCUUUGCUUCAAAUACAAGAGGAAGUGAGGAAGUCAGCUGAGGGAGAGAAUAAAGAAGAAGAUGUAAUCAAAACUCUAGAGGAAAAGAAAGAUGCCAUGCUUAAUUCCCUUUGGCAGAUCAAUGUUGUUGAUAUUGAGACAACUUUAUCUCAUGUUUGUCAAGCAGUCCUUAAAGACCCCAGUGCUACAAAGGAGACUCUCAAGAUGCGUGCUAUGGCAAUGAAAAAGUUGGGAACAAUUUUUGAAGGUGCAAAGGCAAAUUACUCUAGAGAAAGCAGUCUGCGUCAUGAAAGCCCCCAAAAUAUAGAAGGCGGUUCAUCAUCCAAGUGAGGCUAAUUCUUCAUUAAUUAUAUUCUACGGCGUUAAUAUUUGGUGCUUCAGUAGUUUUUAAUUUCGGUGUGGUGGUGUUGUAUAUUUUGUUUGUAAUGUGUAAUGCCUUAAAUGGUAUGGAUACUGACAGUUCUUUGUCAUUUGGUCUUCUUCUUUCUUGAAACUGGAUUCAUUGUAUGAUUCUACUUAUAAAUUUGAGUGUGAACUUAAUCUC